Colias croceus (clouded yellow) is the source of this 1584-nucleotide messenger RNA. RefSeq names its product pancreatic triacylglycerol lipase-like. The transcript is spliced from 11 exons. The record is from RefSeq and is a predicted model, not a curated record. Gene Ontology annotation, molecular function: lipase activity. Gene Ontology annotation, biological process: lipid metabolic process. NCBI's taxonomy places the organism in Eukaryota, Metazoa, Arthropoda, Insecta, Lepidoptera, Pieridae. Bases 108 to 1493 code for a protein of 461 amino acids.
GUUGAUUCAUUUGUAUCCUACCUACUGUUUUCUGUUGGAUUGUAAUUUUUGUUCAAAUAAGUUCAUAAUUACUUAGUGAAAUAGAUAAUAAUUAUAUAUUUUCAAAAAUGUUUCCUUUUUCAUAUUGGUGUUUUUUAUUUUUUGUGACUUGGGAUAUCGGAGCAUCUCAAGUUAUUUUGACUACCGACGAGUUGGAAAACCACAUAAGCCCAGAUGAUUUACGAGAAUUUAUGAACUUUCGCACUGAUGUUACCACUACGACCGAGUCCAACGUCAUGGAAUACGCUGAUGUUGAGGACACAACAGCAAAGCUCCCAGUACCAAGAGUAGUGGAUUGUUUCGGUCUAGGAGCCUUGAUGAAUCAGCUAUGGUUCCUCAAUAUGAAACCAGCUACUUCUGACAGCGUUAACACGCAUUUCUACUUCUCAUCCAGAUUACGACCAGAGAGAGUGCAGGUAUAUCCAGGGGAUCAAUUCGGCUUGGAAUGGGUAGAUUUCGAUCCAGCUAGAAAAACAAUAAUGAUUGUCCAUGGAUUCAUGAGUCACAGUAAUGCGUCGUGGGUUCGCGAUAUGACGAAAGCAUUUUUAUACUGGGCAGAUGUAAAUGUGAUAGCCGUGGACUGGAGCAAGGGCGGUAACACAUGGAAGUAUUGGCGAGCAGUAGCCAACACUAGACGAGUCGGCUCCGAUACAACUGGCUUCAUGCGACAACUGAUAGCUAAAACUGGAGCUCGCAUUAAGGACUUCCACUUUAUCGGCCACAGUCUGGGCGCGCACAUUGCAUCUUAUGUUUCUUACCAUUUGGGCAGAGUCGCGAGAAUUACAGGUCUAGACCCAGCUCAGCCCUGCUUUGGAGAUUCAAGUCGUGUGGAAAGAUUAGAUGACUCGGAUGCAGAUUUUGUUGAUGUCAUACAUACUAAUGGGAGGCUCUUGCAAAAGAUUGGCUUUGGGUUGCCGGAUCCUAUAGGUCACGCAGAUUUCUAUCCCAACGGCGGUAUGCAACAACCGGGCUGUGUUAAUAAGACUAAUUCCGUCUGGUCCAAGAUUUUGCCUAUAUCUCCUUCACGUCUCCAACAAGCAAUAUGCAGUCACGGGCGAGCAUACGUACUGUUCACGGAGUCGCUUGUGAAUGGUAAUUGCACUUUCAGAGCAUUUCGCUGGAAUAUGACUUAUGAAGGAGUUAACGCAAGUUUGCUAGCGGCGUGUGAUAGACAGUCGUCGUGCUCUGAAAUGGGCAUCAAUGCUGUGGGCGGGGAAAAUGGGCAAAAGGCGAAAGGCGCUUACUUCGUUCUUACUACCGCGACGCAGCCAUUUUGCCCCACAGAAUGGCAACGCGCGCACCCGCGCGCGGAUCUACUCCGCGAUUUACGCUUCGGCUUCAGAAUAGACAGAUCGGUGCGUUUGUACAAUGUCACCAACUCGUAUGGGGACCCACUACUCGAUGUCACUACUACGCCGAAGAGCUGGUUCAGAAGAUUCAUAAAUAUUGGUUAAUUAAAAAAUAAACUCUAUGACCAAAACAAUAAAGACUAGUUCUAUGUGCGCAAAUUAUUUUUAUAUAAUUUAUUUAUUUAUUGACAAAGAG